CGCAGCCCGCGCGUCUGCCGCCCGUUGCCCUGGCAACUGUCGCGCCGCGUCUUCUUGUGGGAGCUCUUGUCAGCCCGCCGAUUCCACCGCCCGCUACCCACUGGCCGGUGGUCUUCGCGUGGGCCCGGAGGCGGAGGGACAACAAAAAUGGCGGAGCGGAGUCAGACGGCGCCAGAGGCAGGCAAUGAUAUGGGAAAUGAUGAUGCCAUCGGAGGAAAUGUGAGCAAAUAUAUGGUUCUUCCAACUGGAUACUGUGGACAGCCCAAGAAAGGACAUCUCAUCUUUGAUGCUUGUUUUGAAAGUGGUAACCUUGGCCGGGUGGACCAGGUCUCUGAGUUUGAGUACGAUCUGUUUAUUAGGCCUGAUACCUGUAAUCCACGCUUCCGAGUCUGGUUCAACUUUACUGUUGAAAACGUGAAAGAAUCACAGGUGAGAGAAAUAGUGAAUACCUUCAGUGUGGUUUUGAGGGUCAUUUUCAACAUUGUUAACUUCAGCAAGACCAAGAGUCUUUAUAGAGAUGGGAUGGCCCCUAUGGUGAAAUCUACCAGCAGACCAAAAUGGCAAAGGCUGCCACCUAAAAAUGUUUACUACUAUCGCUGCCCGGACCAUAGGAAGAAUUAUGUGAUGUCCUUUGCAUUUUGUUUUGAUCGAGAAGAUGACAUUUAUCAGUUUGCUUACUGCUACCCAUACACAUACACUCGUUUCCAGCAUUACCUUGACAGCCUGCAGAAGAGAAACAUGGAUUACUUCCUUCGAGAGCAGCUGGGCCAGAGCGUGCAACAGCGACAACUUGACCUCCUGACAAUAACCAGCCCUGACAACCUUCGGGAAGGGGCAGAGCAGAAGGUGGUAUUCAUCACCGGACGAGUCCACCCAGGGGAAACACCCUCUUCAUUUGUGUGCCAAGGGAUCAUUGACUUCCUUGUAAGCCAGCACCCAGUUGCUCGUGUCCUACGGGAACACCUGGUCUUCAAGAUUGCACCAAUGCUCAACCCUGAUGGAGUCUACCUGGGCAAUUACAGGUGCUCUCUGAUGGGAUUUGACCUGAACCGUCAUUGGCUGGAUCCCUCUCCGUGGGCCCACCCUACUCUGCAUGGGGUGAAACAACUCAUCAUCCAGAUGUAUAAUGACCCGAAAACAAGCCUGGAGUUUUAUAUUGACAUCCACGCCCACUCUACCAUGAUGAAUGGCUUCAUGUACGGCAACAUCUUUGAGGAUGAGGAACGGUUCCAGAGGCAGGCCAUUUUCCCCAAGCUCCUCUGCCAGAAUGCUGAGGACUUCUCCUACUCCAGCACAUCCUUCAACCGGGAUGCUGUGAAAGCGGGAACAGGCCGUCGCUUCCUCGGUGGACUCCUGGACCACACUUCCUACUGCUACACCCUCGAGGUCUCCUUCUACAGCUACAUCAUUGGGGGCACCACGGCUGCUGUGCCCUACACUGAGGAAGCCUAUAUGAAGCUAGGACGGAAUGUGGCGAGAACUUUUUUGGAUUAUUAUCGGCUGAACCCCCUGGUGGAGAAAGUGGCGAUUCCCAUGCCGAGGCUGCGGAAAGAAAAACCCCCUCCCUACAAGUACCCACUCCUGCGGGGCCUGGCCAGCAACUACCCCAACGGCAAAGGGGACAAGAAGAGCUCAGUGAACCACAAAGACCCUUCAAACUCUUUUUAAAGACAUGGAGUCCGGGGAGGUCUUGUGGGCACAGGAGCAUGCAUUUUCUGCUAGGAUAUGAAAUUAAUCACCCUUUUCCAGUUUUCCAGAUAAGAUUUUGUGGGAUAAUAAAUUGGCUAGUGAAAAGGGAGAAAAAAUGAGAAAUUUCAUCAUUGAUUUUCCCUUUUACCAAUGGAAAAUCAAUUGAGAGACUUCAGCUCAAAGCUCAGGAACAAAAUAGGAGACCUAAACCAGGCGAGUACGGAUGCUAUCUUCCACAACGUGGAGUUCCUCUCAGAAAGAGGAAAACCCACUCAUCCCUUUGUAAGAGGUUUGACACAUCUCAGGUCAGUCCUUUCGAAGCCCUUUCACAUUUUUAAGUUGUAGUUACUAUACAUGGCUACAUUUUAGAAUAGGCUAUGAUUAUUUGCAGCUUUAAAGAUGCACUAUUUGUAUUUUCUGAUCCAAAACAAAAGUAACAACAUGUACAACACAAAGACAAACGUACUGUUGGGAACAAUGGGACAGAAUUUUUGAAAUCAGGGUGAUCUUAGACAUAUGGUCACUAGUCAAUAUGCUGCUGCUUCCUGGCUCCCCCAGCCCCAGCAUGAAACUUCAGAAAACCAUGUUGAGAACUAUUUGCUAAUUACCUGGGUGAUUUAAUUAUUACCUAGGUGGUUGAAUUAUAACUUUAGCUCCAAAAGCAAAAAGGGUUGGUCACUUAUUCCAAAAGGUACAUCAUGGUUAAGAUCUCCAGAUCUGUCUGGGAACAAGCUUUUCCAUUUAAGAGAUGGGCAUUGAUAAUCUACAGAGGAAGAAGAGAAGGGGUCAGCUUGAGGGAAGGGUGACUGCCAGGUGAGGAAGAUGCAAAAGACAAAAGGAUGCACCCCAAGGCGAGCAGGAAUGAUAAAACAGCAGUAGCAACUGCCAAGGUGGUGCAAGCUAAACAUUGUUCAUUUUUCUGAAGAGUAAAGUGCCUUUGCAUGAUGAAUGGGUCCAGGGGAGUCUGCUCCCUUCCUGUCUAUAGAAGCAGCAGGCUGAGUUACCAUGACAGCCUGCUAAUUAAAAUGACCUCCCGGAAAUGAGGAUUAGGAAAUAAGGAGAGGAACGGAGACUCGAGGGAGAUGAGGCCUUUAGCACAAAGCUUCAAUUAAGCAUUCUUUUGGUUUGGUUGGAGAUUUUUAAAGUUGGUUGCAAAAAUCGAGAGCAAAGCCUGUUCUCUCUUUGCAUGUUGCUUCGCAGAAAUGAUAACAAAGAACCAUAUGUUAGCUGGCUACAAAUGCUAUGUUGUAUAUAGAGCUUCUCCCCUGGGUUCUUGUUGCCCCAAUAAAGCGGUUUGUGC
Messenger RNA from Trichechus manatus latirostris (Florida manatee), 2989 nucleotides. RefSeq names its product AGBL carboxypeptidase 4 (gene AGBL4). NCBI's taxonomy places the organism in Eukaryota, Metazoa, Chordata, Mammalia, Sirenia, Trichechidae. Gene Ontology annotation, biological process: proteolysis; protein side chain deglutamylation. Bases 148 to 1668 code for a protein of 506 amino acids. Gene Ontology annotation, molecular function: metallocarboxypeptidase activity; zinc ion binding. The transcript is spliced from 13 exons. The record is from RefSeq and is a predicted model, not a curated record.